Molecule: messenger RNA, 1824 nt
Organism: Musca vetustissima
Lineage: Eukaryota; Metazoa; Arthropoda; Insecta; Diptera; Muscidae
Product: endothelin-converting enzyme 2-like
Exons: 1
Coding region: 1-1824 (607 amino acids)
Biological process (GO): protein processing
Cellular component (GO): plasma membrane
Molecular function (GO): metalloendopeptidase activity
Source: RefSeq, a predicted model, not a curated record
AUGAAUCGUUCCAUUGACCCCUGUGAGGAUUUUAAUGGCUAUGCCUGUGGCAAUUGGGGCCGGAGCCAUGUGCAAAAGGAUUUUCAUAAAAAUUUGGAGGAAUUUUUAAAAUAUAAUUACACCAUACGCAUGAUGGAGGUAGUGAUGAAAAAAUAUCCGAAGAACGAAUUGCUGGAGAAGAUGAAGAAUAAGGAUGGCGAGGUGGUGAAGGAGAAGCAGACGGCCCUGGAAAAAGCAGCGAUGUAUUUGCAUUCCUGUUUGAAAAUCAAAACUGUGGAGGUCGUGAAGUACCUGUACGAAAUUACCCCUGGGGAGGAUUUACGGUGGCCUUUGUUGAAUGAGAGUGACAGGGGAAAUUGGUCGAAUUUCAAGCCCUUUGAAUUACUGGGUAAACUGCACAGCUAUGGUUUCACCUCAGAGAUUUUGGAACAAACCACUGUGCGGAGAAAUGGCAGCAUUUGGACGGUCAUUACCAUACCAGACCCCAGUGAAUUUGACGAGAGGAGUGUGGAAAAAAUUUUACAGGACCUCAAACUACCAGCAGAGGUUGGGCGCCAUCACUUGCAGGAGUUACGCAGCACCCAUGAUUAUUGGCAGGCUGCCUAUGCAGAUUAUGCCGAUUUUGGGGAAAGUGAAAAUCUAUUUUCCCACCAAGAUAUUCAACAAUCCAAUCCGGAAUUGUGGGGAUUUUUGGAAAUCAUACUACCCGAAAAAUUGCGGGAUAAUGAUGCUCUGGUGGUCCUGCCCUUUUGGGAUUAUAUUGAAUUUGUAUCAAACCGGCAAUGGAAUAACGUCGAAGAAAAUCAAAAAUUUUGCAAUUAUUUAAUGGUCAGAUUUUUAUUACAUCUCAAGAGAACUUCGAACACCAUUUGCUUGGAAACCGUGCAGGAACGUAUGCAUUUGGCCUAUAAUUACCUUUACUAUCAGGAAUUUUAUUUGCCUCGAGGUAGAGAAAUUUCCAAGGAUAUUGCGGAUCUGAAUAAAAUCAUUUAUAAAAGUUUCAUGAGACUUGUGCAGGAAAAUCGCCUAAAUAUGACUGGCGAACAACUCCAAGCAAUACGGAAAAUGUUGGCAAACAUCACCCUAAAUAUUGGAAAUUUACCGGAGGGUAUUACCCUCAACGAAGUGGAGAAAUUUUACGAUCUUCUCCCCAAUUUAGACAGCGACAAUUUCUAUGCCAAUGAUUUGCUGGUAAUGCAGCAUCGCACCCUAGAGCCCAUUAUCUGUCCUACCACCAUGGAUUGCGGACAAAAAUUAGCCACUUCCCCCCGAUAUUUACCUGAACAAGAUUUACUUGUUAUACCCUUUGCCUCACUGCACAGUCCCAUCUAUGAGCUACAUAUGGAUCCCCUGUUCACAAUUUCAUCUUUGGGUUUCCUUCUCGCCCAUGAGCUCUCACACAGUAUAGAUAGCCUGGGUCUAAUUGCCGAUGAUACCUAUGGUCACCUAUUUCAAAAUAUUAUGGACCAACCCGAAAUUAAGGACUCCAUUAAUUGUAUAAAACAACAACAAGAACCCUCGACGGUGGAAGUUAGUGAAACCCUAGCCGAUUUGGUGGCCGUUCGCAUAGCCUAUCGUUCGUAUAUACGAGAAUAUAAUAGGCAACCCCAAUUCACCAGCACCAGCACCACCACCACCACCCCUAUACCAUGGAGACAAUUAUUUUUCCUAAAUUUAGGUCAAAUGUUAUGCUCACAGCCAUUAUCGCGAAAUGGUGGUCAACGUUUAAAUCAAAUUGCCAUUAAUACGCCGGCAUUCUCCAGGGCCUUUCAGUGUUCCGAUGAUAGCCGCAUGAAUGCCAAACAAAAAUGUCGGUUCUAUUAG